AUGGGCGAGAACAUAUGCAAUAUGCUUACUUGGAACAUAUGCAGCUUGCUCAAUUACAGCUUGGUUUCGAAUACAAAUGGAUAUCGUACAAAGAAGUCAAAGGCGGUGCUGGUGGGUUCAAACUCCUGCACUUCGGUGAUGAGUACCAUGUGUACUGAAGACAGCGAAGGCACUGAAUUAUUCGAAAAUUUGCAUAUGAAGUUGGAAAAAACAACGGAUGGCUUUGGUGGCAAGGAUCCAGCAGUAGUCGGACCAGCCGUUAUGGAUUUCCUUGUACUCUGUCGAAAUGGAAAUAAAAGGAAGUCCUUUCAAAAAAAAACGAAUCGAAAUGAUAAAGUGAUAUCUUGA
Loa loa (African eye worm) is the source of this 348-nucleotide messenger RNA. RefSeq lists its product as hypothetical. Bases 1 to 348 code for a protein of 115 amino acids. Lineage: Eukaryota; Metazoa; Nematoda; Chromadorea; Rhabditida; Onchocercidae. The transcript has a single exon. The record is from RefSeq and is a predicted model, not a curated record.